Fusarium oxysporum Fo47 is the source of this 1232-nucleotide messenger RNA. RefSeq names its product beta-lactamase superfamily domain-containing protein. The coding region runs from base 207 to 1037 and encodes 276 amino acids. Lineage: Eukaryota; Fungi; Ascomycota; Sordariomycetes; Hypocreales; Nectriaceae. The record is from RefSeq and is a predicted model, not a curated record. The transcript has a single exon.
AAUGGAUUCGCAUCAACGCUGUGUGGAUUAUGAAUCAAGACAGCACGAGAAGAAGAAUCUCGUACGAUUAUGAAUCAGCAAAAGAACCAAGGUCUGAAGAUUAUUAAUCCUCUCGUAGCUUGUUAAUGGCUAUAUGAGGGCCAUCACCAGCCAGCCUUCUGACAGCUCUCUCACUAUAGGAGAAAAAGUCCAACAACAAAAUCAAUAUGUCGCCCACCAACUUCAACACCACUGUCCACAUCACCCACUUGACUACCGCAACAUCAAUCCUUGAGAUCGAUGGCGUCAACUUCAUCACGGAUCCUGUCUUCGCUGAUGCUCCCGCUGAGUACGACAUUACCGACAUCAUGCCUGAGGGCACUCAGAAGACAAUCUUGAAGUACGAUGAGGGCCCAGCUCUGAAGCUCAACCAGAUCCCACCCGUCGAUGUCGUUCUUCUGAGCCACGAAGACCACAUCGACAACCUGGAUGACGAGGGCCGCAAGCUUCUUGACGGUCGCCGGGUCAUCACCACGCCAGACGGAGCCAGGAACCUGGCCCCCCGGCCUGGUGUUUUUGCCAUCAAGCCGUGGGAAACCUUGACCAUGAACCUGAACGGUGUCGAGUGGCAGAUCACUGGAAUUCCCUGCGUCCAUCUUCCCGGUGGAGAAGUCACUGGAUUUAUCCUUCACAACAAAAACCUCGGAACCAGCCCCGAGGGCCUUCCUAAUGCUGUCUACUUCACUGGAGACACUGUCCUCCUGCCCGAACACUAUGAGAUUGCCAAGCGAUUCCAUAUUGUGGUUGCUCUGAUGAACCUGGGUGACGCAAGGUUCCCGGUUGCAGGACGUGACGAGCCACUUCAAAUCACCAUGGGCGGUGAGGAUGCUGCAAAGCUUUUCCGUGGCCUCAAGGCCGAUACCCUGGUGCCCAUUCACUACGAGUCGUGGCAUCACUUCACCCAGCACGGGGAGCAACUCAAGAAGGCCUUCGAGAAGGAGGGCAUCGCAAACAGAAUCUGUUGGAUGGUUCCCGGAGAGCGAAAGCAGGUCGUAUGAGCCGACAGAACGACCUGACGACCAUGUGCAACAAAUUCAAUAACUGAGGCGAGAAUGUGACAAUUGGUCUCAUGGAUAUAGAGGGAUUGUAACUAAAGAGAAGCAUACCGGGACUAUAGAAAAGGUUACUUAGAGUAAACUUGGGAAGAGGUCGUGGAUGUAUCUAAGAAAAACGUAGAAUGCAAAAGCCGUUCC